This is a messenger RNA of Triticum turgidum subsp. durum (durum wheat), 1794 nucleotides long. NCBI's taxonomy places the organism in Eukaryota, Viridiplantae, Streptophyta, Magnoliopsida, Poales, Poaceae. The record is from the annotation of a GenBank genome assembly.
AUGGGCAGCGGCGCGUCACGGCUGCUCACCGCGUGCGCGUGCUCGCGGCCGGCGCCGGCGUCCGUCGACGCCGAGCCCUGCCUGGACGACGCGCUCGGCCACUCCUUCUGCUACGCCUCCGCCGCCGCAUACUCCUCCUCCUUCCGCCACGGCAUCUCCGGCGCCGCGCUCUCCGCCAACUCCUCCGUGCCCGUGCCGCUCUACCUCUCCUCCUCCGCCGCCGGCGCGGGCUCCGUGCCGCAGAACUACUCCUCCGCGUUCCACACAUCCUCCUCCUUCUCCUCCGCGCCGCUGCAGCUCUCCAACCUCUCCUCGGGGCCCCUCUUCCUCUCCGGGCCCAUCGACCGCGGCGCCCAGCUCUCCGGCCCGCUCGACGCCGCCGUGCCCUUCUCCGGCCCGCUCCCCACCAAGCCCACCAAGCGCACCUCCUCCUCGUCCAGAGGGCUCUCCAGCAGGUUCCGGAAGCCAUUAUUCGGCAGCCUGCGGCGGAGCGUGUCCGAGAAGCACCAGCCGGCGCUCAUGGUGCCACUCCGCCGAGACGACGGCGUGCAGUGGGCGCACGGGCGUGCAGGGGAGGACCGCGUCCACGUGGUUGUCUCCGAGGACCAGCGUUGGCUGUUCGUCGGCAUUUACGACGGCUUCAACGGCCCUGAGGCCCCCGACUUCCUUGUUGCCAACCUCUACCGCUUCCUCCUACGCGAGCUUCGUGGGAUAUUCUACGAAGAGGCAGACAGGGAUAGCAAGCGGCUGUGGCAGUUCCUCGCUGACGGCGACGACGAUGACAAUGAACUCGACUUUUCAGGUUCCGGCCGGUUUGCAAUGUCGCUUGCCAGGCUCAAGGAGCGUCGGUUCAACAUGUGGGCACAUGCAGCGGCUGUGGGUGAUGAUGAAAUCAACAGGGAGUGGGGUCCCAAGAAGUUGGAGGCAGCGCCAGCAGUGAGAGAUCAUGGAGCUGUGCUUGGUGCGCUCACUCGGGCGCUGGCCUCGACGGAGGCAGCAUACCUCGACAUGACUGACCAAUCAAUGGGAUCCCACCCGGAGUUGGCGGUGACCGGGGCAUGCCUGCUUGUGGCAUUGGUGAGGGAUGACGAUGUGUAUGUAAUGAAUCUUGGGGACAGCCGCGCCAUUGUGGCGCAACGAGCAGAUGAUGACCAUGGUUGCGGGCUUGGAGCCAUGAGGAUGGAUGACAUCGGCGUGGGAUUGGAGAUCGAGUCAAGGCCUGUCGGAUAUCCCAUGAUUGGGCUCGAGGCAUUGCAGUUGUCUAUCGAUCAUAGCACCAGCAUCGAAGAGGAAGUGCAGAGGAUCAAACGUGAACAUCCAGAUGAUGAUCAGUGUAUCGUAAAUGACAGAGUAAAGGGCCGUUUAAAAGUUACCCGAGCAUUUGGCGCUGGGUAUCUCAAGCAGGCAAAGUUGAACAAUGGAUUGCUGGAGAUGUUCCGCAAUGAAUACAUAGGUGAUGCACCAUACAUAUCAUGCAUACCUUCUCUUUGCCAUCACAAGCUCACUUCAAGGGACCAGUUUUUGGUACUUUCUUCGGAUGGCUUAUAUCAGUACCUGAGCAACGAGGAGGUAGUUCUGCAUGUUGAGAAUUUCAUGGAGAGAUUUCCUGAAGGCGACCCAGCACAGAGUCUAAUUGAGGAACUUCUUUCGCGUGCAGCAAAGAAAGCUGGUAUGGAUUUCUACGAGCUACUAGAUAUACCUCAAGGGGACCGGAGGAAAUACCACGACGAUGUCACCGUCAUGGUUGUUUCCCUGGAAGGUAGAAUAUGGAAAUCGUCUGGAACUUAUGUGUGA